Messenger RNA from Prorocentrum cordatum, 1695 nucleotides. Lineage: Eukaryota; Dinophyceae; Prorocentrales; Prorocentraceae. The record is from the annotation of a GenBank genome assembly.
GAGGUGUUCUUCAAGUUGACCCUCCCCCACGACGGCACGGUGAUCAAGCACCUCGCGCAGCGCUACCAAUCAAAUGCCUUUCCAGCUGGAGAAGACCACCAGGAUCAUAGAGUCGUACAACAACAGCCGCUCAUCCCCCAGGAGGAGGUUUACCAAGGAAAGGAACGCGAGGGACAUGUAUGGCCGUCCUGUUCCGGCCUAUACCACUUUUGAGUUUGAUGUCGCCGACGAUUUGGAGCCUUUUCGUCAGGUCGAUGAGAUUCGGCUUAUCCAGCUCUGUUUGACAGAUUGGUUGAACAUGUCUGAGCUGGUCCAGCAGGGCGUGGUCUCUAAAUGGUUCCCGGCGGCCAACUACGAUGCAGUGCAGACCCUCGGGAAGCAUUGGGGCAACAUACGCAAGGCUUGGAGCUGCGACGCCGUUCCCAACCUGGUCACUUUCAAGGUCGGAGACGGGAAGCCCCUGGGGGACGAGAUCCGGGACUACUUCGGGGAGGAGGUGGCUUUCUUCUGGAUGUGGUUCACGCACUACGUGCGGAUGCUGGUGCCCCUGGCCCUCGUGGGCACGGUCUGCGCGCUCCGCUACGUCGUCCUGGCCGAGAGCGCGCAGAGGCGCGUCGAGAUCGGGUUCUGCAUAGUCAUGUUGUUAUGGGCGACGGUCUUCUGCGACGUGUUCAAGAGAAAAACCGACCGCUGCAGGCAGCGGUGGGGGAUGAAGGAUUUUGAGGCCGUCAGUGCCGACCUCCACGGGUACAACGAAGCCGCGGAGGGGACGUGGCACAACGAAAUGAAGAGGCACUUGGCAGUGGUGGGCGUUGGCGCCUACUGCCUCUUUUUCAUGGGGGUCGUGGCCGUCGCCGAGUACAACCUCAAAGAGGCCCAGCGAAAGGGGGCGGCGACCAACGGCGCGCUGAUCACGGUUGGCAUUAUUCAGGGCGGCAGCUUCGUUUGGAACCGGAUCGCCCCCAAGCUGGCAGACCUUCAGAAUCACAAAACCCAGGCACGCUGGAAUGAUGCACUUGUUUGGAUUUUAUCUGGCCCGAAGCUCUUCGUUGUAUUGUAUCCGUUUCUCAGCGUUGCGUUUCUCAAGAAGUUCUACAAUCGGGAAUGCACAGAGCAGCAAUCUUCUAUCAUUGACCAGCAUGGUCUUGCCAAUCUUGCGUGGAUGACCUACUCUGGAAAUGGUUGGCCAUCUGGCAUCCCGAACAGAACAGAAUUGGAGAGUGCAGGAGGUCCUCACGACAUUGGUGAUAAGUUUGAUCUUUCGUGGUUCAGGCCCUACACAUAUCAGGGCGACAUGAAGCAGUGCAUAUGGGGAUGUUACCCCGUAGACUGUCGACAUGACAUUGAGGCGGGCUCCUUAAUCUCUGAGAAUGGGAACUGGGCUGCUUUUCGCAGCGAGUGGAGUUGCAAGACGAAUUGUUGGAUGGAAUUAACGGGAAGAUUAACGUCGUUCUGGGUAUUCCAGAUUAUCACGCAUCUGGUUUUCUUGGCUGUGCCGAUUGUGCUCAUGAGAGUGGAAGUCUACAAGGAACUAUAUGGUAAGAGCUCUCGACGCGAUCGACCUGCAGAAGACGGAGCGAGAGAGGCGUAUUCAUUCCUUCAGUACCAGGCGAAGUGCCCCUGACUUAGACAGUGCCCCGUAGCCCGGGCCCGCCUCCUUGCCGCGCGAUGCAGGGGGGAAACUUGGCGGUGAGG